Messenger RNA from Puma concolor (puma), 2340 nucleotides. Lineage: Eukaryota; Metazoa; Chordata; Mammalia; Carnivora; Felidae. The record is from RefSeq and is a predicted model, not a curated record.
AUGAAGCUGGCCCAUGCUCUGGUGCCUCUGCUGCUGCAGGCCUGCUGGGUGGCCGCUCAGGACGUCCCGGGCAAUGACAGGGCGGUCGCCUUCCAGGACUGCCCUGUGGACCUCUUCUUUGUGCUGGACACCUCUGAGAGCGUGGCCUUGAGGCUGAAGCCCUAUGGGGCCCUGGUGGACAAGGUCAAGACCUUUACCAAGCGCUUCAUCGACAACCUGAGAGACAGGACAUCACCAGCCCCGUCCCCACCGCGGGUGCCCGCCGUCGGAGCUCAGGCCUGCUGUUCCUUUGAGUGUCAGCCCGCCAGAGGACCUCCCGGACCACGGGGUGACCCUGGGUACGAGGGAGAACGUGGGAAGCCAGGUCUCCCAGGAGAGAAAGGAGAAGCCGGAGAACCUGGAAGGCCUGGGGACCUCGGACCGGUCGGCUACCAGGGGAUGAAGGGAGAAAAAGGGAGCCGAGGGGAGAAGGGCUCCAGGGGAUCCAAGGGCUACAAGGGAGAGAAGGGCAAGCGUGGCAUCGAUGGCGUGGACGGCAUGAAGGGGGAGAUGGGGUACCCCGGCCUGCCAGGGUGCAAGGGCUCACCGGGAUUCGACGGCGCUCAAGGACCCCCAGGGCCCAAGGGCGACGCGGGUGCCUUCGGACUGAAAGGAGAAAAGGGUGCGCCUGGAGCUGAUGGGGAGCCUGGGAGGCCGGGGAGCACAGGGCCCCCUGGGGAUGAGGGCGAGCCGGGGCUGCCUGGUCCCCCGGGAGAGAAGGGAGAGGCCGGCGACGAGGGAAACCCGGGACCGGACGGUGCCCCUGGAGAAAGGGGCGGCCCUGGGGAAAGAGGACCGCGGGGGACCCCAGGCGUGCGCGGCCCCAGGGGAGACCCGGGCGAAGCUGGACCCCAGGGUGACCAGGGACGAGAAGGCCCCGUCGGCAUCCCCGGAGACCCGGGUGAGGCUGGCCCCGUUGGACCUAAAGGGUACCGAGGCGACGAGGGGCCCCCGGGGCCUGAGGGUUCCAGAGGGGCCCCAGGGCCCACGGGACCCCCCGGAGACCCCGGGCUGAUGGGCGAAAGGGGGGAAGACGGCCCACCCGGAAACGGCACUGAGGGCUUCCCUGGCUUCCCUGGCUAUCCAGGCAGCAGGGGCCCCCCCGGGAUAAACGGCACUAAAGGCUACCCGGGCCUCAAGGGGGAUGAAGGAGAAGCCGGAGACCCUGGAGAGGACAACAACGACAUCGCACCCCCAGGUGUCAAAGGAGCCAAGGGAUACCGGGGCCCCGAAGGCCCCCAGGGACCCCCAGGACACACGGGACCACCAGGGCCGGAUGAAUGUGAGAUCUUGGACAUCAUCAUGAAAAUGUGCUCUUGCUGUGAGUGCAAGUGUGGCCCCAUCGACAUCCUCUUCGUGCUGGACAGCUCGGAGAGCAUAGGCCUUCAGAACUUUGAGAUCGCCAAGGACUUCAUCAUCAAGGUCAUCGACCGGCUGAGCAGAGACGAGCUGGUCAAGGGGGGCACCCCUUCUCGGCGGGGCCGAGUGGGCCGAGUAGAUGCUGGCCAGGCGUCUAAGAACAAGAAGUGCCCAGAUUACACGUGCCCAAGUGAGUACCCGGGGUGCGUGGACAGGGUGCCGGCGGGGGCUCCCGGAGGAGGGCGAGAGAUAGGGGGAGCCCAGGGCGGCCGAGUCGGGAGGCCCCGGCCGCGCACCAACACGACCCCCCACCCCGCAGUCACCUUCACCUCCCCGGCCGACAUCACCAUCCUGCUGGACGGCUCGGCCAGCGUGGGCAGCCACAACUUCGACACCACCAGGCGCUUCGCCAAGCGGCUGGCCGAGCGCUUCCUGACGGCGGGCAAGACGAACCCCUCCCACGACGUGCGGGUGUCGGUGGUGCAGUACAGCGGCCCCGGGCAGCAGCAGCCAGAGCGCGCGUCGCUGCAGUUUCUGCAGAACUACACCGUGCUGGCCGGCACCGUGGACAGCAUGACCUUCUUCAACGACGCCACUGACGUCAACGACGCCCUCGGCUACGUGACGCGCUUCUACCGCGAGGCCUCGUCCGUCCCAGCCAAGAAGAGGCUGCUGCUCUUCUCUGACGGCAACUCACAGGGGGCCACGGCGGCGGCCAUCGAGAAGGCGGUGCAGGAGGCCCAGCGGGCAGACAUCGAGAUCUUCGUGGUGGUGGUGGGCCGCCAGGUGAACGAGCCGCACAUCCGCGUCCUGGUCACGGGCAAGACGGCCGAGUACGACGUGGCCUAUGGCGAGCGCCACCUGUUCCGCGUGCCCAGCUACCAGGCCCUAAUGCGUGGCGUCUUCUACCAGACGGUGUCCAGGAAGGUGGCGCUGAGCUAG